Messenger RNA from Mytilus trossulus (common blue mussel), 819 nucleotides. RefSeq lists its product as uncharacterized. The record is from RefSeq and is a predicted model, not a curated record. The coding region runs from base 1 to 819 and encodes 272 amino acids. The transcript has a single exon. Lineage: Eukaryota; Metazoa; Mollusca; Bivalvia; Mytilida; Mytilidae.
AUGCAGGCCUUAAAUCCACUCCCCUUCGACACGACUCUUGUUUCCAUGGAUGUUACCUCCCUCUACACUAAUAUUCCACAUGCCGAUGGCAUCGAUGCAUGCAAAGAAGUUUGGAAUUCCAGACCAGUGAAAUAUCCACCUACUGAAUGCCUGGUCAAAAUGCUCACGCUGGUACUUAAGAAAAACAACUUCACUUUUGAUGGAGAUCAUUAUUUGCAAGUAAAUGGAACUGCCAUGGGCACCAAAAUGGCUCCGUCAUAUGCCAACAUAUUUAUGGGCAAAUUAGAGAAACAACUCCUUGAAACUUCCAUCGAAAAACCGCUUUCCUGGUUUAGAUUUAUAGAUGAUGUGGAUAUGAAAUGGAAUAAAAGCGACGAGGAUUUAGACACUUUUAUCACUCAUGCCAACAACAUACAUCCAAGUAUCAAAUUUACUCAUGAGAAGUCUAAAUCCAAAAUCGCCUUCCUCGAUACUUCAAGUUCGCUCACAGAGGGGAUCAUAUCUAAAGAUUUAUAUUCUAAGCCUACUGACACUCAUCAAUAUUUGUCCCCUAAAAGUUGCCAUCCUGCUCAUCUUACCAAGAGCAUUCCAUACAGUCAGGCACUUAGAGUCAAGCGAAUAUGCUCCAACACAGAAACAACUAAAAGACAACUGCGUAAACUUGAAACUCGCUUGAAGAAAAGGGGCUACAAACACAGAAAUAUCAAAAAAAGCUUUCAGAAAGCGGAGUCAAUUCCGAGGAGUGAACUAUUGGAAUACAAAAUUAAAAAGAAAAACAAAAGGAAUCCAUGUGUUCUUACUUAUCACCCAUCUUCGUGA